Molecule: messenger RNA, 2228 nt
Organism: Polyodon spathula (Mississippi paddlefish)
Lineage: Eukaryota; Metazoa; Chordata; Actinopteri; Acipenseriformes; Polyodontidae
Gene: vps72b
Product: vacuolar protein sorting 72 homolog b
Exons: 6
Coding region: 642-1739 (365 amino acids)
Biological process (GO): chromatin remodeling; regulation of DNA-templated transcription
Cellular component (GO): nucleus
Molecular function (GO): ATP-dependent H2AZ histone chaperone activity
Source: RefSeq, a predicted model, not a curated record
CUUUCUCUUUCCUCAUUCUCUUUCUCUGCUCCACCAGCACAGAGCGGAGGGAAGCUGUUCAGAGAGUAGAAGAGCCUCCCUAUCUCUUUCUCUGGUCCACCAGCACAGAGCAGAGGGGGGCUGUUCAGACGGUAUAAGAGCCUCCCUUUCUCUCUUUCUCUGCUCCAGCAGCUGACUCCAGUCUAUUCAAUAUUAACACUGCACGGCGCGCACAUUUUACAUUGAGUUGUGGCGCCACCUAGCGCACAAACUGAAAAUUACCCAGCGGGUCGAUUAGUUGAGCCUGAAUCCACCUGCAGGACGAGCAGUCGAUCUGCAAUGGCGCUCGUCUUGUAGUUGCAUGAAAGUUUUACCCUCAGAAGUUAUCUCAGUUCUCGCCGAAAUUGACUCGCACCCGCAGCUGUAGUAAAACUGCAUUAAGCGAAUUAAUUGUUAGUGCAAAAAACGAGGUGGUCGCGUUAAUUGCAGCAGUCGUGGUGGAUUGUUUUGUGCCUUGAAGUAAUUGUGAAUUGAAAUUGCGUCUGUAGGGAUCUCAGGUCGUUUCUGGUGUAUAAGAAGCGAGCUCUGCUCUCUGUGAUCGACACGCGUUUUCUAUCUUUAUAUAUAUAUUUGUAUAUAUAGUUUAAUUAAAAUAAUCUAAAAUGAGCCUGGCGGAAAGUCGAGCCCAGCGAAAGACGGCAGGAAACCUGAUGUCUAAAUUAUUGGACGCCGAAGAAGAUGAAUUUUACAAAACGACGUACGGGGGGUUUAAUGAGGAGUCCGGGGAUGACGAGUUUAAGAGUGACCAGACGGAGAGCGAGGAUGAAGUGGACAGUGAUUUUGACAUCGACGAAGGGGCCGAGCCGGACAGCGACCAGGAGGAAUCGCAGCCCAAGAGAAAGCGCCGUGUGGUGACCAAGGCUUACAAGGAACCCCUCAAGGCUGCAAAGCCAAACCCCAAAACCCGGAAAGCCUGGACUCAGCCCGGCGGCCCGGAGAAGGUGAAGGAGGAGAAGCGAGAUCCUUUUGAACUGCUGGGCGACGUGGGAGAGAACCGGAAGUCUGUUCGCCAGUCGACCACGGAGCACACCCGACUCACUUACCUGCGCCUGCAGGAGAGACAAGUGCAGCCGCGAAGGAGGAAGGGCCCUCAUCACGACCACCAGCUCACCCAGGAAGAGCUGCUGGCAGAAGCCAAGAUCACAGCCGAGAUCAACCUGCGGUCCCUGGAGAACUACGAGCGUCUGGAGGCUGACAAGAAGAAGCAGGUCCACAAGAAACGCCGCUGCGACGGGCCCAUGGUCCGGUUCCACUCGGUGCUGACCCCCCUGGUCUCCGAGACCCACCUCAAAGAGGAGACCGUCGACGUAGAGGGGUUAGACCAGGACCCCCAGCAACAGCCCCCGCCCCCCAGCGCCGCGUCUCAGGAGCCCCCCCAGCCCCCCGCGGGGCAGUGCGCUCGAACCUUCAUCACCUUCUCAGAUGAAGAGACCUUCGAGAGGUUCUUCCCCCGCCCGCGAGCGCCGCGCCCUCCGGUCCGAGAGGUCUGCCCGGUGACCCACAAGCCCGCCCUGUACCGAGACCCCAUCACAGACAUCCCCUACUCCACCAUCCGCGCCUUCAAGAUCAUCCGAGAGGCGUACAGGAAGUACGUGACCGCCCACGGGCUCCCCAACAACGCGGCCGGGGGUCUGGGGGACCCCAACUCCAGGGGGACCCGCCAGAAAAUCAUUAUCAAGCAGCGCAUGUCUUCUACCUAGUCCGUGAGAGGGGGAGGAGACAGCGUGGACCCUUUUGUAAUCGACAAGCGAUUCUGCAUGCAUUGUAAACAAGGUUUUUUCAGUUUUCUCUUUUAAAAUCCCAGUUCCUGCUCCUUUGAAGGGGUCGGAGAGACGUUUGCGAUUGUUCGUCUGCUUCGCUCGCUCGAAGCCGGUUUAAUCGACUCGCAGACAGCGGCUUCGCUCGAAGUCAGGCUGCUGCCGCUGUUGUGAGAAGCUCGUUUCAACAGAAUUUGUUCGUUUUGAUCAGCGGUGGCGUGCUGGAAUCCUUCAAAAAGGAACAGGAAUUGGGAAACUGAUUUUUUUUUUUUAAAAAAAAAGCUCUGUUUGUGUCUGUUCGAGUCGCUGGCUCAGUAUUUGAAAUGUGUGUUUUACAGCAUCGUUGUUCUCCUGUACAUUGUGUCCAUCCUUGUAUUUCAGUUUAGAAAGAAAAAAGCCUGUUUGUAGUAAUAAACCAACAACAUCUGAAAA